This is a messenger RNA of Neoarius graeffei (lesser salmon catfish), 783 nucleotides long. RefSeq names its product homeobox protein SMOX-1-like. The record is from RefSeq and is a predicted model, not a curated record. Lineage: Eukaryota; Metazoa; Chordata; Actinopteri; Siluriformes; Ariidae. Bases 1 to 783 code for a protein of 260 amino acids. The transcript has a single exon.
AUGAAUAACACACUAAUCCCGAAUGACACACUGACCCUGAAUGACACACUGACCAUGAAUAACACACUGACCAUGAAUGACACACUGACCCUGAAUGACACACUGACCAUGAAUAACACACUGAUCGUGAAUGACAUACUGACCCUGAAUAACACACUGAUCGUGAAUGACACACUGAUACUGAAAAACACCAUGAACCAGAAUAACACACUGAACCUGAAUAACACACUGAUCCCGAAUGACACACUGACGCUGAAUGACACACAGUCCCUGAAUGACACACUGACCCAGAAUAACACACUGACCCUGAAUAACACACUGAUCCUGAAUGACACACUGAGGCUGAAUGACACACUGACCCUGAAUGACACACUGACCCUGAAUAACACACUGAUCCUGAAUGACACACUGAGGCUGAAUGACACACUGACCCCGAAUUACACACUGACCCUGAAUCACACACUGAACCCAAAUGAUACGCUGACCCUGAACGACACACUGAUCCUGAAUAACACACUGAUACCGAAUGACACACUGACCCAGAAUAACACACUGACCCCAAAUAACACACUGACCCAGAAUCACACACUGACUCCGAAUUACACACUGACCCUGAAUCACACACUGAUUGCGAAUGACACGCUGACCCUUUAUAACACACUUACCCUGAACAACACACUGACCAUGCAUAACACAGUGAUCCCGAAUGACACACUGACCCUGAAUAACACACUGACCCUGAAUAACACACUGACCCUGAAUCACACACUGACUCUGAAUUAG